UGGGCUGCAUUUUGGGAUCGCGCUCUCCCGCUACGCGAAGGUGACUGUGGAUCUGCCACCAGAAGGAGCUCAGCCAUGUGGGCCCCCAGCCGGCGUCACCUCUGCCUGGCCUUCCUGAUUGUCUGUGCCCUCUCAGCCAUAUCUUUCUUUCUCCAUCUCCACCAAGACAUUUUUCGAAAUGCCCUUGACCUGUCUGUCCUGUGUCCAGACCGCCACCUGCAGACGUCGCCUGUAGCCUUUGUAUGCCUGCCCAGCACACCACCGGCUCCAAACACGUCCUCUUCUGGUCCCCAGUCCCUUGCCCCCAUCUCGGGAACUUGGACAAUCUAUCCAGAUGGCAGGUUUGGGAACCAGAUGGGGCAGUACGCCACGCUGCUUGCCUUGGCCAAACUCAACGGUCGCCGAGCCUUCAUCCUGCCCGCCAUGCAUGCGAGCUUGGCACCCGUGUUCCGCAUCACCCUGCCGGUGUUGGCACAGGAGGUGGAGAGUCGCACGCCCUGGCGGGAGCUCCACCUCCACGACUGGAUGUCAGAAGAAUAUUCUCACUUGACGGAGCCUUUUCUGAAGCUCACUGGCUUUCCCUGCUCUUGGACCUUCUUCCACCAUCUCCGGGAACAGAUCCGCAGUGAAUUCACCCUUCACGAUCACCUUCGGGAGGAGGCCCAGCAGGUCCUGAGGCGGCUUAGCCUGGGUGGCACCGGGGGCCGUCCUCGCACCUUCGUGGGCGUGCACGUGCGCCGCGGGGACUAUUUGCAGGUGAUGCCCCAGCGCUGGAAGGGGGUGGUGGGCGAUCGUGCUUACCUCCAACAGGCCAUGGACUGGUUCCGGGCUCACCACGACGACCCCAUCUUUGUGAUCACCAGCAAUGGUAUGCAGUGGUGCCGUGAAAAUAUUGACACCUCCCAUGGCGACGUGGUCUUUGCUGGCAACGGCCUGGAGAGUACUCCAGGGAGGGACUUUGCCUUGCUCACUCAGUGCAACCACACCGUCAUGACCAUUGGUACCUAUGGCUUCUGGGCUGCCUACCUGGCUGGUGGAGACACUGUCUACCUAGCUAACUUCACCCAGCCAGACUCUGAAUUCUUAAAAAUCUUUAAGCCCAAGGCUGCCUUCCUGCCGGAGUGGGUGGGCAUUAAUGCGGAUUUGUCUCCACUUGGGGCAUGGGGCCAGCCUUGA
Messenger RNA from Castor canadensis (American beaver), 1176 nucleotides. RefSeq names its product fucosyltransferase 1 (H blood group) (gene Fut1). The record is from RefSeq and is a predicted model, not a curated record. Gene Ontology annotation, cellular component: membrane. Gene Ontology annotation, biological process: carbohydrate metabolic process. NCBI's taxonomy places the organism in Eukaryota, Metazoa, Chordata, Mammalia, Rodentia, Castoridae. Gene Ontology annotation, molecular function: galactoside 2-alpha-L-fucosyltransferase activity.